GAGCUGUCGAAGAACCAGCCAUGGGAGGAUACUAAGCGCAGGCGGCUCCGAUUUCAAUGGAGAAGGCACUUGACAUCUGCCCUUGCAUCUCAAACACGUCGCUCCCACAUGUCUCUUAACUCCCCCACACGUCUCCAUGCAUGGAAGCCUUCAAGCUUCACCUAUCUGCGACAAAACCAUCAACUGCUGCAAGUUCAAGCUCUAUAUAACGUGGAGCUUCCCGUGUUCGAUUCGCUCAUGUGCGCUCUUUAUUUCUCUCUGAUAUUCAAUUUCCUCCUUGUCGCUGAACAAUGGCGUCCAGGACUCUUCUCGUCUUCUUCAUGGUAGUCUCACUCUCGCUAGUUCUCCUUCUUCCGUCCUUUGUGUCGAGUGAGCGGGACCCCCAGAGCGAAUGUAAGCAACGUUGUCAUCGCGAGUACGAAGAUGAAAGCCAACGCCAAAUGUGCGAGCACCAUUGCGAGGAAAGCGGCCAGGAGAAGUGCGAGAGACAAUGCCGGAGAGCUGGCAGCGACGAGCGGCAGCAGCAGGAGUGCAGGCGCCUCUGCGAAGGAGGAGCCGGUGCUGGCCGGAACUCGGAUCGAGACUGCUGGGAGAAAUGCAGGAGGGAGGGCGAGGAUGAGGAGCAGAGGCGACGUUGCCAGCUCCAGUGCAGAGAGGAGGAGGAGCGGCGGCAACAGGGAGGCAGAAGCGGAUCUGGGGAGGGAAUGCUGAAGGAGGGAGAGGGGGAAGAGGAAACAGAAAACCCUUAUGUGUGGAAGAAGGAGAGUUUCACGCCUAGGUAUACCUCGGAGGAAGGCUUCAUGAGGACGCUUCCAAAUUUUGCUGAAAGGUCGGAAAUGCUCAAAGGUUUGGAGAACUACAGAGUCUCAUGGUCGAUGGUGAGUCCAAACAUUGUGGUAGCUCCACAUCACUCAGACGCGGACUCCAUCAUCUAUGUCUAUAGUGGCAAGGGCACCAUAGGAAUGGUGAAGGAAGGGAAGCAGGAAUUGUUCAAUGUCAAGGAAGGGGAUAUCAUGUUAAUUCCCGCAGGGUCGUUGAUCUUAACAGCCGCCACAGACGAGAAUGAGAACCUAUGUGUUCUUAACUUAGCUCACACAACAUCUAUCCCUGGCCGAUCUAAGGGCUUCUUUGGCAUUGGAAGAAAAGAUCAAGAGUCGUUCUUCAAGAGCUUUAGUCCAGAGAUAUUGGAAGCAGCUUUCAAUACAAAGACAGAUCGUUUGAUGGGGUUGCUUGAGCGCCAGAAGCGUGUGACGGAGAAGGCAACACGGGAGCAAAUGGAAGAGCUGAGGCGUGCGAGUUCAGAUGGGAUCUUUCGAAUCUGGCCCUUAAGUAUACUCUUUUGUAAGGAUCAGCCCUACAGCCUGCUGAACAAACGGCCCUGGUUCUCUAGUAGCCGUGGGCAGAUAUACCAAGCGGGCAGCAGGGACUAUGCACCUCUCCACAACCAUGACCUUUCUAUCUCCUUCGCCAAGAUCUGUGCUGGAUCAAUGCUGGCUCCAUCUUACAACUCUCGGGCUACCAAGAUCGCCAUUAUCAUCCGCGGGCGUGGAUACAUGGAAAUGGCGUGUCCCCACGUUUCAGAGUCACAGGGACACCGUGGUGGUGGUGGUGGUAGUGGUGGGGAAGAGGAGGAGAGAUCAAGCGAACGUGGUCGUGGAGAAGAGGAACAGCACACAUCAAGGGUUCGUGUCGACGAGGGAGGGAAGGAGGAUGAGGAGCAAGGAGCAAGAUACCAGAGAAUAAGCGCGGAGCUGUCGCCGAUGACCGUCUUUGUUGCACCGGCGGGCCACCCGUUAGCUAUUGUCGCCGAUGAAGACCUUCACAUCCUCUGCUUCGAAACCAACUCCGGCUUCAACCACAAGUACAUGGUAGCAGGUAAGAACAACAUAUUCAGCAACAUGAAAGGGGUGACGAGUGAAUUGGCGUUCGGUGUGCCAUCCAGAGAAUCGCAGCAGAUGUUGGGUGCACAAAGCGAGUCAGUCAUCCUAGCUGCACCAAAGCAGAGGCCCAGUGGAAGAGCAGAGGAAUCCAGCAGAGGCUACGAGUCUGCGUAGAAUCAGAGAGGGAGAGAGGAUGGUACUAGAAAGUUUGUUUUUACAAGCUAAAGGAUGGGAUGUAAAUACCUGUUGUUGCUUUAUCUAACUGAAGGUCGCAGCACCAUGACUCUUUCUUCAGCUGGACCUGUUACCUAUCCCUGUGGUUUUUUAUGUUAUGGCUUGGCUUUUCGUGGAUGAAUGGGGACACAUGAGUGAUUUUUGUUA
Messenger RNA from Nymphaea colorata (pocket water lily), 2261 nucleotides. RefSeq names its product vicilin Cor a 11.0101-like. Lineage: Eukaryota; Viridiplantae; Streptophyta; Magnoliopsida; Nymphaeales; Nymphaeaceae. The record is from RefSeq and is a predicted model, not a curated record. Bases 291 to 2054 code for a protein of 587 amino acids. The transcript has 7 exons.